UUUGCUCAUUAAAAUGUAUUGUGGCAGCUUUGCUCAGCGGAUGCGCUCCAUCCCGAGGAGUAGCUCACGCACAUUGACGAGGCGCUUGACCGGAGCCGCCGCAGUCAUAGCGCCAUGGCACACUGCAUUUAGAGGAUUAACAACCAGUGCCGUAAGGCAUAGUGGAUCAAAUGACUUCGACGUUCUCAUAGUCGGAGGAGGAGCUACAGGGACGGCAUUGUACUAUACACUGUCACACUUUACUAAUAUAAAGAAGAUCGCACUAUGUGAAAGACGCAGUGCAUACGCGCUUGUAGCGUCGCAUGUAAAAAACAACAGCCAAACCAUCCACUGCGGCGAUAUCGAAACGAAUUACACCCCGGAAACAGCCAGAAAGGUAAAGAAAAGUGCAGAUAUGCUACGUAACUGCUUAAGCAAAAUACCACAAAGUGAAUUACACAGCAUCGCUAGAAAGGGACAGAAAAUGGUUAUCGGUGUGGGAGAAAAGGAAUGUGAAUAUAUAGAGAAUAGAUACGCACCAUUUAAGGAAAUAUUCCCAACUUUACAAAUAUUGGAUAAAAACCAAGUGUUCGAUGUUGAACCCAAUGUAGUCAAGGGACGCAAUGCACUACACAGGCCUGAUGAUAUCAGGGCACUCUAUGUAGAUAAUGAACUUACAACAUGUAACUUCAUGGCGCUUUCGGAAUAUUUCAUGAAGGCAGCCAACCACGAUGGAAAGGAACUGAGGGCAAUGCUGAACACUGAAGUAAAAGAAGUAAAGCGAGAGGGUAAUACAUUCCAAGUCCACACCAAUAACGGGAUUAUGAACGCUAAGUUUGUGGUAUUUAGCGCAUGCGGAUACUCACUCCUGUUCGCACAGCGCAUGGGAGUCGGGUUGGAAUACAGUGUGCUACCAGUAGCUGGUAGCUUCUACUUCGCACCAAAUAUACUCAGAGGAAAGGUGUACACAGUGCAAAACCCAGCACUGCCAUUCGCAGCAAUACACGGUGACCCAGAUAUACAUGCAGACAACCAUACCAGAUUCGGUCCCACGGCAUUGCCACUGCCACUGUUGGAAAGAUACAAUAUGCGAAGCCUGCCCGACUUCCUUAGGGUGCUUAAACUUGAUACCCGGGUCAUGGCAGUGUACUUGGACCUGCUCAAGGACACUACGAUAUGCAAGUACAUGUUUAGAAAUAUGCUGUUCGAAGUCCCAGGACUCUCCAGGCUGCUCUUCCUCAAGGAUGCACGCAAAAUAGUACCGACACUCACACUCAAGGAUCUCAGAUACUCAGUGGGUUACGGCGGAGUUAGGCCACAACUGGUGGACAAAGUGAACAAGAAGCUGUUACUGGGACAAAGCAAACUGACAAAUAAUGACGGAUGCAUAUACAACAUCACCGCAUCACCAGGGGCAACCACAUGCAUAUCAAACGCAGAAAUAGAUAUGCGCGAAAUAUGCGCCUACCUAGGUGCGACAAUAGAUGAAAAGAAGCUGAAGCAGCACUUUUUCGAAGGCGAGUACCACAUUUAAAAUGCAAAGAAAAACUAGUC
Messenger RNA from Babesia bovis T2Bo, 1533 nucleotides. RefSeq names its product malate:quinone oxidoreductase family protein. The transcript is spliced from 4 exons. Gene Ontology annotation, molecular function: (S)-2-hydroxy-acid oxidase activity; L-malate dehydrogenase (quinone) activity; (S)-2-hydroxyglutarate dehydrogenase activity. The record is from RefSeq and is a predicted model, not a curated record. Gene Ontology annotation, biological process: tricarboxylic acid cycle. NCBI's taxonomy places the organism in Eukaryota, Apicomplexa, Aconoidasida, Piroplasmida, Babesiidae. Gene Ontology annotation, cellular component: cytoplasm. The coding region runs from base 14 to 1513 and encodes 499 amino acids.